GGGUCGUGGCGAGACGAACGCGCGUAGGGCGGGGUCGCCUGUUGCCAAAAUAAAGGAGAAGGCCCAGCUAGAUUAUUUCCUGUUGCCUGGGAGUUAAACCCCGUUGAAUUCAGUAGAACUGAUUUAUUAGAUAAAUGUAUAGGAUUGCUAGCUUUCCUUAUGCCGGGCACAGUUUGGGGGGGGGCAUUCUACCACGUGAGCGAGCUCCAUCCGCAGCCCAAAUACAGGUUUGCUUCUUGCACACGAAAGCUGCGCCAUUCUGAGUUGACGGUAGUGCACGCGUCUUUCUCGCAGACGUCUGCACACAUAAUGCUUGCACACCACGAGUCUGACCUUCUCAGAUGGCGGGCUAGUGCUUAUUUGAAGAUAGCCCUAUGAAGUUUUACAGAACCAGCUUAAAGGGCAAAUAAUUAUUUCUGAGCAAUGCAUGCAGCACGAACCUAACCUUUUAUUUAUUAUGCAAACGAUAAAGGGUGGACUGGUCCCAGAGCACGUACGCUCAAUAUAGAGACAGACGCUUUCGGGAAGGAGGAGGCUUCUGACAAUAUAGUUCUGAGCAGCGAGGCUAGGCGCGAGGCGCUUUGCAUUGUGGUAGUUGUAGUACUUUACCGGAGUAGUCGGGCAGCUCGGCUACCCUGCAAACUACAGUUCCCAGAGGGCUUUGCAAACGCAAUGGCGGGGCAAAUAGCUGCCAUCAGCGAGUGAAGGGGUCGUGUCCCCCUUGGGCUUGUUAAAAGUGCAUCAACAGGUAAAAGCCCGGCGGAAAGAUUUGAGUAAGAUGUAUCUUUCUAACGGUAUGGCUAUUUUGCAUCGAGAGGAAACUGCGGGACGAUGAAUUCGAUCCUUUACACAGGACGGGAGCAUAUUUAGUGUAUGAUAGACCUUGUAUUUGGGGUUAUAGAGUGAAGCCUUGCUUCGCCUCGCUAUGCUUUCUUUCAUGCGAGGAAUCCCCUGCAGUGGCAAGCUCCUGGGGUCCUGCGCGAAAUGGGGGCUCCUUGCACAGCAUAGGAAGGCGCUUCUAAGGACUUUCGUGUGCAUCAGGCUCGGGCAAGGGUCGAGAGCCGAGCGAUCCGCCCCGCGUCCUGAUGCAGCAUUUGCGAGCGCAAAGCGACACAUCUGGACUCCCGAAGGGGCCCGGAGAGCUGGGAGAACUGAAAACAGCGGCAGGCAAGUGUCUGUGCAAAGAGGCCAGAAAGAAGAAGCAUCGUUGUCAGCUGCUCAGAAAGGUAAGGAACGGGAGGCUCCAGCAACUGCCAAGAUUUCUUGGCAAGUAAAAUUCGUUUCCCAAACUACUGCAGUUCUCCAACUUUUUAGGCAUAUCUGCAUAUAUAUAGACGUGUUUCUGUUGAGCCUAGUGGUGUUUUUUCAGUCCAUAAUCUGAAAUAUUCUACAUAACUUGCACUGUUGUCCUAACCCUACUUACCUGGGAGUCAGCCGCCAUUAAAUUCAGCAGGACUUACAUCUGAGUAGACCUAGCUAGGAUUGUACUGCUCAUAGAAUUGUAGAGUUGGGAGGGACCACAAGGGUCAUCUAGACAAUUCCCUGCAAAGCAGGAAUAUUUUGCCCAAUGUGGGGCUUGAACCCACAACCCUGAGAUCAAGAGUCUCAUGUUCUACUGGGAUCUCAGAUUAUUUGGGGAUUUGUUUCUGAGACAAUGUUCGACAGUUGUUUGACUGGAGGCCCGUUGAUGAAUGGGAUAGGCAGAGUGAGACUGCCUUGGGCAACUGAUUUUGGCUAUCAUGGAAGGGCAGCAAAGUGUUGUUUUCUUAUUAUUGUGUUUUUACAUUUAAGGGAGAGAUGCUUGUAAGCAUUCUGUCUCAUAUGACCCAAUAACUUGAUUAGCCUUGGAUAUCAUGCACCUUGGUUUGGAACAGGGGGCACCAUUUGCUGUUCUGCCUCAGGGAGCAAAGUAUCUUGGGCCAACCCUGAGUGUGGUACAAUGUAUUUGAUUUAUAAUAGAGGUUGCCCAGCACUCAGAUUUGUGUGGAAGUGGGGUUUUCUGCUUCAGGAGUCCUUUCACCAAGCUGGCUGUGAUUGCUUCCUAUGAGAGGGUGUCUGUGCAUGCUCUAAGACCAUGGUGGGCUGAUUGCAGUAUUAUGUGGUCUACUUAUGUUUUUUUCUGGAAUCCCUGUGAUCCACAAGUUGUUUUUUUUUACAUUUACAAAGCUAGAGUGUGUUCCCAAGAUCUCUUGACAAUUAGCACACAACAAAUCAAGUGAUCUUGAAUAUGUGCUUGUGCUUCUUAACAUAAGAAGUGCUUUGGUGGACCAUAGCAAGGCCCACCUAGCCCAGAACUCUUUUCAAGAACCCCGGAAUUAUGGAAUCUUCAUCAGAACUUAUAACUCAUUAAUGUACAAGAUCCUGUGUCAGUUAUUCGUGCCAUAUGGAUGAACAGUCCUUCUCGGGCAUACAAAGCUUCCUAACCUGCUGCACCAUAGCUGAUAAUUUUUUGCCACUGGCAAGCCAGGGAGUGAUUAUUUAUUUACAUCCUGGGUUUAGUGUCGUUGCAGCUAUUUCUCUUUUCAAAAAUUAAGUUAUUCUGUGAAAACACCUAGACAUUCAAGCAGUUGCAAGUCAUUGUGGUUUGAAUGCCACCAACAGCGUUCAGAACUAGUGCACAGAUAAUGCUUUUCAGGCAUUCUCAUUAUUUGUUAAUAUGGGAAGGUGUUAAUAUGGGAAGGGAGUUCUAAAAUGAGUGGCGAGCCUCAGGGACGGAUUUAGGGGAGCGCAACUGGUUCCGUUGCAGUGGGUGCGGAGACUCAGUGCCGCAACUGUGAUUUAGAAUAGAGCACAAGAGGCAGGGGGUGCAAAAUUUUGGCAUCACACAGGGAACUGCUGAAAUUUGAGACCCCAGGAUCCGUCACUGGGAGCCUCCAUGACUGCAGGAGGUUCCCCAGUUCAUAGUGUCACUCCAUGGAAUGGCAAUAGGGGCAGCAGUGCUAGCACACUCAUCCCUACAAAUAGACUCUUGUAUGAUGGAUGUUCAAUUAGCACCUAAUUAGAAUGUGUGACCCAGGGACGCAGGUGAGGCUGUGGGUUAAACCACAGAGCCUAGGACUUGCCGAUCAGAAGGUCGGCAGUUCAAAUCCCCGCCACGGGGUGAGCUCCCAUUGCUCAGUCCCAGCUCCUGCCAACCUAGCAGUUCGAAAGCACGUCAAAGUGCAAGUAGAUAAAUAGGUACCGCUCCGGCGGGAAGGUAAACUGCGUUUCCGUGUGCUGCUCUGGUUCGCCAGAAGCAGCUUAGUCAUGCUGGCCACAUGACCUGGAAGCUGUACACCGGCUCCCUCGGCCAAUAAAGCGAGAUGAGCGCCGCAACCCCAGAGUCGGCCAUGACUGGACCUAAUGGUCAGGGGUCCCUUUACCUUUACCUAGAAUGUGUGACAGGACUAUGGCUUGGGCCUCAUGAGUUCGUCAGGCAGCAAUCUUAUGCAGAGUUUCCUGUGCAAAGCCCUUGAUUUCAAAGGACUCCAUGCCUAACUCUUCACAGAACCUUCCUGUAAAUAUCAGUGUAUUUGUUCUACCAUUUAAAUACAUUGUGCUCACUGCAUUAUUUAUAUGUUUGGAGUUUUUAAUGUUAUGCAUAAAGCACUUCAUUGAUCAUUUUUACAUUUUUAUGGGUUUCCCAUUCAACCAUAAGAACAAUAAUCUAUUUUGUAAGGCAUUUCAUAAAAAUUAAAAGCCUGGCUGGAUUUAAUGAACGAAGGCAUAAAAUUGGCUGCUAUAUAUGCAAUUGGCUAUAGCAUUUUUUAAAAAAACUGUUUUGGAAGAUUUCUCCACAAUCUUUAUUCAACUUUAGCUUAGCAUGUGAAAGGUUGAGUGGUGGGAGACAAUUGAAGCUGGAGACAGGCUAGAAUUGGGCCCUUGACUAGUCCAAAAGGAUUUGGUCCAAUAUUGACUAAAGUAUGGCUGAAGUAUUUUUAAUGAUUUUACAGCAUGAGUACGACAGUCAUAAACAUGGUUGUUACUAAUAACAAAAAGGAAUGGAUCAUUGGUGUUUGAAACCAGCAGAGAAUCGAUGGUGAGAGAACAAGUUGCCCCAGUGCCCCUGAGCAUGAAGGCAACGCAAAUUGGAUCAAAAACAAAUGCCGUAAUCACUGUAUCCACUCUAGUAAUUCUCAAGUUCUGCGCUGGGGCUCUCUGCUGAGCUGUGAGAGUACUUCUUGAGAAUGAGAAAUGAAAUAAUUUGUUGCUUAUUUUAUUAAAAUAUGUAUACAUCACUUGUCCAUUGUUAAAAGCUGUUUAAAUAAUAAUUAUAAUAAAUUAAAUACGUGUUGCAUAAAUAAUAACUCUCAAUUAAUACUAAAAAGCCACUGAAAGUCUUGUAAAAUCUAGCCUAAAUAGACCUUGUGAAAGCAAAACCUGUUCAGCUAACCUGUGGCCCUCCAAGAUGUUGUGGGGCUACAAUUUCCAUCAUCUCUUACCAUUGGCUAUGCAGGCUGAUGCUGAGGGAAGUUGGAGUCGAACAACAUAUUGGGGGGGGGGGGCACAGGUUAAACACCCUGGCUGUUCCUUGACAGCAAACCAUCACUAAAUUUCCCAUGGAAAGAGCGGGGAUGAGGACUUUAGGGGUUAGAAGAGAUGUAAAAUCCUUUUAAUGUUCCAUUAUUCUGAAAGCAAAAGCUGUUUUGACUCAGUCUUUUAUCUUUCUCAAUUUUAGAGGAAGCAUUUAGGAGCUAUUGGAUAUAUGUGCGUAAGACAACAACGUAGUUUGUGGUUGUAGAAUUGUAGAGUUGGAAGGGACCCUGAGGAUCAUCUAGUCCCCUGGGGUCCCUUCCAGCUCUAUGAUUCUAUGUUUUUCUGCUUCAACAAUAUUUCAUUAUGUUCCUAUCAUUUUAUGUCAUUGUAUUUUGUGUAAAUUAUUUAAAAAAUUAAAUAAACAUUUUCUAUUUACAAUAUAUAUAUAUAUAUAUAGCUAUCUUUCUACCGGGGGGGGGGACAUGGGCGUAGCCAAGAUUUUUGUUAGGGGGCAGAACCUCAGAUUUGCAUUGAUUUGUAUUGGUUUUUACUUACUGGGGGCAGCUGCCCCCCCCCCUUGGCUACAACCAUGAGGGGGACACAGGAAGGAAACAAGGUUGGAAGGGGGGCACGGUCGGAAAAAGGUUGAGAAACCUUGCUCUAACCAACAGAGCUAUAGGAGACUGAUAAUGUAUAACUACCGUUUCGUAAUUUUUAUUUUUUUGGUCUUGUUUUCUCUUUCAGUGAAAGAAGCUGGGCGAGAUUUCACCUACUUAAUAGUGGUGGUGAUCGGCAUCGGUGUCACAGGUUGUUGAGACAGGGGAAAACAUAUUCCUCACUGUUUUAAUUGUUGACCACUUCAGCAGAAAGGUUCUUAGUUCACCUGCAUUUUAUUUUUCCUCUCCCAUUUCAGGUGGUUUAUUCUAUGUGAUUUUUAAGGAGUUGUUCUCUUCCUCCAGCCCCAGUAAAAUCUAUGGAGAUGCCCUGGAGAAAUGCAGAGCUCACCCUGAGGUUUGUUUUCAAGUCUUGAAUGUUCUCCUUACCACAGAGCCCUAGCACAUUACAGAGAAUUCUGAGGCAUCUUUUGAGGGACGGUCACUCACUUUGCAUUGGGUACUGACUAGCCCAUGCACCGCUGCCCUGGAAAGGCAUCCUAGAACAUUUCUAACAUUUCCUGCUGCUGCAUGCUUCAGGGAAAGAUCAGUGAUAGUGGGUGAGCUUUCAGUGUAUCAUAAGAGUUGGGUGUGGUCUUGUAGGCCAUCCACUCCUAGCUGAGCCCAGGAAAUCUGGCACUAGACCAUUCCCAGCAGACAGCUGUGCAGCUUCUGCUUGAAGAUUUCCAGAGAGAGGGAGAGAGAGAGAGAUCACCACCUCUCUAGGUAAUGUGUUGAAGAAGGUCGUAUAGUAUUGCUGAUUAAACUGAGGGAACUGUGCACCUAGGGUUUGAUAGGAGACGAACUACUAAGCACCCUAUCCUGUCCUUACUGAUUAGGUAAUAGGUGUUUUUGGUGAACCCAUAAAAGGUUACGGUGAAGCAACGCGCCGCGGGAGAAGACAACUGGUCAGGUACCUGUGAACGCAUCGCUUACAGAAGCACUGGCUCUCUUUCUGCUAACAUUCUCUGUGGAUUUGUUACUUACUCUGUUCAUCUCACUUGACACAUGUCAUAUUCACUUGUCUUGCCAAGAAGGUAAAAGGGAAACUACCUUGGGGCCUAGGCUAGCAGCUUGAAUUUGAGGCCUACAAUAACCCUUGCAAAUGCACCUGAUAGCCAAGAAACCUUCUUAGUCACAUCGAUUGCCAGCAUACAUUUAUGCUGAAUAACAAGGAUGCUGAAGGGACACUGGUCCAUCUUACUCCCGCAUGGAGCUUUGUGUACCUAUUGUACAUGAAUUUGACACAGAUGUGCCACAGCAACACUCAGAAUACUAUAUCCACGAUUGUUACUCUUGAGGUGGGACAUGAUUCCUCCACCAGGCAGAAGAACUUCAUUCGGGUACCAGCUGGUCAUGGGAGCAGACUAUGCUCAUCCAACACAGUGGCUUCAUUCACAUGGUUUCGCAUGAUCCGCAUGAACCUCAGGCUCAUGCUUCUCCUUUUCCUCCUCUUGCCUGGCUGAAAAGAAGGACUUUAGCUCCUUUUUUCAGUUAACCACAGUUGCUUGCGAUGUCUGGAUCUGGAAUUGGAGGUAAUGGUUAGUUAUGAAAUGAUGGCUAGCUUCAACUACCCAGCUUCACAACACAUGGUUUGAAGUUAGCUUGUUUACACCAUCAGGCCCCCCUGCUUUUUUUUGUUGCCUUUGUACCAGUAUAUGUAAAACCAAGAGAAAUGUUGACAGAAGAGGCUCUAGUGGCUGCAUUAUUUAAGAUAAAUGAUUCAUUGGAUCAGCUUCACAGGAAAAUGGACACGAUAAAUGCGAAAGUGGAUGUUUCAAUCAUUAAAAUUAACUUAAAUAUAGAAAGUAUAAAUAAUACUAAUACAGAAACUACCCAGAAAUUGACACAGAAACCUAUUUCGAUACGGCAAACUGCAGAGGAGGCCAGGGAAAAAGCUGUUGUUGCUGAAUGUAAAGAAACACAACUGGAGAGAAAGAGCAAGAGAGCCCCAGCCCUACAGAAGCAACUUGAUGAAUAUAAGUUGAUGCUUGCUAUGACUGAACUUAAAGAAAAACAGACAAAUUUGAGGAUUAGAGUUCACCUUUGGUGGACAUGCCCAAGGAUUAAGACACUUUGGGAGAUGAUUCAUAAUGAAAUGAAAAAGGUAUUUAAAUAUACCUUUUUGAAGAAACCAGAGGUCUUUCUCCUGGGCAUGGUCGGCUAAUUGGUGUUAAAGAAGGAUAGAACUCUUUUCACGUAUGUAACAAUAGCAGCAAGAAUACUCAUUGUGAAGUACUGGAAGACACAAGAUUUAUCUAUCCGGGAAGAAUGGCAGAUGAAGUUGAUGGCCUAUAUGGAAUUGGCAGAAACGACUGGCAGAAAUCCGAGACCAGGGAGAAGAGACGGUGGAAGAAGACUGGAAAAAGUUUAAGACUAUUUAUAGAAAUAUUGUAAAAAUAAUGAAUGUUAGAAAAAUGUUGGAAUGAAGUUAUAUGGCUUUAGUAGAAAUGCUAUAAGGAAUUAAGUAUAAAUAGACUAAUAGAGUAUUAAAGGGAAAAAUAAGAUUAGAAUAUGUUAAGAUAAUUAUAGGAUAGAAAACAGAGGAAGAUGGAAAGGAAUUGCUGAAACAAUUAAUAGAAGUGAAAUACAAAAAGGGAGGUGUGAGGAGGUCGUGGAAAUAAGGGAAUGAAAGUUAAGAUACUGAAAUUGUUUUGUGUUUUAAAUGGUUUGCGUCUUAUUUUGUUAAUCUUAUGUUUUUGUUUUUUUCUUUUCUUUGCUUUUUCUUUGCUUUUGCUUUUCCUUUUUUGAUUUUUCUGUUUUAUUGUGUUUAAAUGGUUGGAAAAUCAAUAAAUAUUAUUUUUUUAAAAAUGAAGUUAGCUUGUUUAAAAUUAACCAUAGUGGGUGUUAGCCAGGAUUUGCCCCUUCAGGUAACAUAGCAAACCAGGAUUAACCAAAAGCAAAAUCAAGUGCUUCCUAAUUACUCCUCUUGGCUCUGUGGGAGGAUAGGGGGUAGCAUGCAAGCCUAAGGUCACUACAGCUCAUUAUUAUCCAUGUACAUUAUGCUAAACCAUGGUUUAACAUAGGAAUAGCUGACAUGGUGCCCUCCAGAUGUUGCUGGACUCCCAACUACUACUAGCCAACUACUACUAGCCCUAGCUAGAGUGGCCAUUGGUCAGGGAUGAUGGGAGUUGUAGUCCAGUGGCAUCUGGAGUGUAUCAUGUUGGCUGCCCCUUGUUAGUAUGUUCUCAAAGUUGCUUCACGCCUAGGAUUAAUCUCAUUGGGUUGUGUCUAGCAUUAGACAUACUCAAGAGUAGACCCAUUGAAAUUAAUGGAAAUGACUCAUGAUGUUGUUUGGUUCCGUAUUUAUGGCCACUAUCCUGUGUGUGCACCCUUGGACUUCCUUCUGAGCAAACACGCUCAGGAUCAGAUGUAAAUUGAGUUUUAGACCCAAUUCACUUGUUUGUGGGUUAGGAAGCUUUCAGACAGGGUGGUCCAAGUGUAACCGUAACCAGACAAGUUUAAUUGAAUUCUGGAACUAAGACAAGAUUGUCCAUGUAAAGUUUUUGUUUCUUAGAAUUAUAGUGUAUAACUAUUAAUUUUUCUGGCAUUAACAUUCAGGGCUUGCGAAACCUUUCCUCUCUUUUUUUUUUUAGCCACAUUGAGUAUGUAAAAGAUGGACUGAAAUACAUGCGCCUAAAGUUUUACAUUGAGGGCUCAGAAAAAGGAAAGCAGGGAACAGUUCAUCUGGAAGUGAAAGAGGUAUGACAGCCUCUGUGAUCUACAUCAACCAUAAUCUUAAUGCUUAGGUUAGUGUGUACAAAGAAAUUAAUUCCCACCCCCUCUCUUUGCAGAAUCCAGAAAGUGGAAAAUACGAGUAUCGUUAUAUAUUUGUGGAUAUUGAGGUCUACCCUAGAAGAACCAUAAUAGUUGAAGACAACAGAUAGAGAAACAACUGAAGUGACCUUUCAUUGCAGUUCGUGAUACUGUAGUUUACAAAAAUGGGAGUAAUGAAGUAAAAGUUGGCUGAAAGGUCAUUUUGCAUCCUCACAACAUACCCGUGUGAAGGCAGUGGAGCCACUGAGCUUAUGUGUAAUUCUGCUGGGUAAAUACUGGAAGUAGGUAAUCAUUGUUGUUAAUAGAAAACGCAAACUGGGUUGACGCAGUUAGUAUAAACUGGCAGCCAGCUGUGGCAGCGGCAAAUAUGAUUUAGCAAAGAUUGUUCAUUGUGAAUCACAGUUUUAUACACGCAGUCUUCUCAGGAUGAAUUUCCUUUGGAUUUGGAUUUCAUGCAAGUGCUACAAUAAAGAAGACAUACAAAACAUACAGAAUAUCUUUGUCCUUUCGUGCACACAGUUCACGUACAUAAAAAGGUGUGUGGCUUCUGUUUCUGUAUUGUUUACAGACUGUAAGGCAGAACGUCACAGAUUAUAAAUCGUUUCCUAGUAGGAUCUAGGGCUCCUCUGAAUGUUCUACUUUGAAUCUUGGGGUUGAAAGGAAUACCCCUCUGUUGUGAAAAAUGUUGCCUUUUUUCAGGCAUGGAUGCUGCUGUAGUUUGGUUUCUUUGCCGUCACAUUGCUUCCACUCCCACCCCCCCUUUUUUAUUGCUGCAUCAUCUUCCUCAAUCACAUCAGCACUACCGUUAGGUCAGGUAUCAUUUAAUAGUCAGGCUGACAUCAGAACUAUCUGUAGCCAACUAGAUUUCAUUGGCUCUUGGAUUGGUUGUGAUCACAGUCAGUCAGGGAACACAUAGUGCACAGAAUGACAUCACAGCUCGAUGCAGUCAGUUGGACUUGGCUUAUAUGCUGAUGUCACUGAGAGGAAGAGCCAGAACACGUUCACCCAUUCUUAAUGCAGCCUCCAAAUAAACCCCACAUGUUUUGAUAUGGCUGAAAAUGUUAGCAAAAACCAUUCCAAACUUCAGCUCAGCCCUAGCAGGGUCUGUUCUGUUCUCCUUUCCUUUGAAAGCUGGGGAACACUUUGCAGUAUCCAACAAACUUGGUAUGUUUCUCUGUUUGGCUAAAGGUAAAUAAUAUUGCCAUCUAGUGGGCUUUUUGACAGAUUGCAUCACAUAAGCCUUUUCUAGCUCAUCGUUCAUUUAACAUAAAAUCCACUGUAAUACAAGUAUUCAUCAAAUCUUGAUAGUGAAUGAGUUGAGUUUCUGACCAACUAGGGUGAUAUCCGUCUCAGUCAUUAGGUAUCACCCUUUGAUUUUUAUAAUAGCAUUCAAAUCACAUGCCAUUCAGGUUUAUGUUUUGGAAUAUGUAAUGUUAUAUAAUACCAUAAGGUUCUAUGGAUUAAAUUCCCCAUUUUGUUAAUUGAAUGAAGUCAGUAGGCAUGACUUAAUGCCUAUUGACCAUGCUGAGAAGACUCAGAUGCAUACAAUAAAAUGUCAACAGUUUAGAAUACUAGAUCAUCUUUAUAAGGCUACAAACGCCAUUGAAUUUUGCCUGCACAUAUCCCCUUCUUGUUGUGUUUUCCAAAUUUAAGCUGCACAUUAACUAAUAUAAUUGCUGUUUGUUCUACCUUGCCUAAUGUCUCACUUACAAAGGCGGUGAAACCCUGUGGAUGCUAGAAAUGGAUAUUAGUGUUGGUGGUGGAAGAUUGCCCAGGACUCUCAUGUAAACUGUUCUUCCUUUUUCUGCUAUGUUGAAAUGAGCUUGCAGAGCAGUCUUCUGUUUGGACACUGGCCGCACUUGGACACAACUAGCUUUACCAAGAUGACACUAUUUCUACCAAUGCGACUCAGUAAACACGCAAAUCAUCCCAGUUCCUAUAGGAAAAUAAAAUGGGCUUGCACUAUAAGACAUCAUUCCACAUGCCAGGCUCACAGAGCACUUACUUGCAAGCAUGGCGCAUAGAAAUAAGAACUAUAGCUUCUAGGGUGAUGUCAGGGAACUGACAUCAGAGCGAGAGGCGAAGGGGAGGCUCCUGGAUGAUGCUGGAGAAGGACCCAGCAGCAGGGGGAGAGGCGACUCAGUGGAGGGGGAAGCAUUUAAGCGCAACACCAGGAACAAAAGUGAGCAGAUGGGAAAAUCGGAGAGAGGGCUCACGGACUCUUCACUGGAACUCAGUGAGGAGGGGACAGGUCCCCCGCUACCCACGCCCACCCUGCGCAGAAGGCUCCCGCGCAGUGAGAGGCGGAGGCGAUUGGGUGUCAAACAACUCUUAUGUUGGAAGAGAUUCAAGAAACGCCCACUGACGGAUUCUGCUAGUGACUGAGACAGUCAUGAUCAGAAGGGGCUGUGCAGUCAGAAAGGUUUAACAAGGCAAAUCAGCCUAGAGAGGCACCAGUUUACGCACGAGUAACUCAUACUCAUUACAGCAAUCCGUCAGUCCCUGAAAGUUGCUCGUGCGCAGCAGCAGGCAGGCAGCAUCAUGAGCAAGCCCGGAGAAGCAGGCACCCAAGGGGAGCAGCUGGAGGGCAAACGCUGGAGGAGAGGAACCGAGAUUUGGAGCAGCAUGUGGCCAUUCUGACGGCACGGCUGGACGAAAGGCGGUCUCAAGAUGCACAGGUCAGACCCACCCCCAUAGCAAGGAAGGUACCGGGACUGGUGCACAAGUUUGGGGGGAAGCCGCAAGACUACAGUGCGUUUAGAACGGAAAUAGAGUACGCAUUGGACGUGCAGCAUAACGAUUUUGAAGACGACGCGGCGCAGGUGGCAUAUGUUGUGGGUCACCUGCAGGACGGGGCCAGAGAAUGGGUCAGACCCCUUAUGGCGACGCAGAAUUCCGCCAUGCAGGACCUGAGGAAAUUCUUCCAAGCGAUGGACGCGAUGUUUUCCACUGAUGUUCAAAAAAGUGUGACUAAGCGGGAAUUGAUGAACUGUAAACAGGGGAGCCAGUCAGUCAGGGACUACUGGUCGCGCUUUGCCAUGAUAGUUCAUCGCCUCGGGUGGGAACUGGGCUCCGAACCCAUACAGAUGUUAUUCGAGGAGGGGUUGUCCCCAACGGUUAAGGAUGAACUUUCCCGCGCACCCCGCCCACAGGGGAUGGAUCAGCUGACCAAGGCUGUGCUUGCGAUUGGCGCGCGCCAGGAAGCGCGGGCCCAGGAGAGGCGGGAAGGGAGAGAGCAACGUUGCCAUGACUACCGCAUUCCUGAAAUACCAAGGCAGCCCUCCCCGCCAGCAGAGCCAAUGGAAAUAGAUGGGGCGCGCGCGGGAAGUUUCAAGCACCAGCGAAGGGCGCAAGAAGGAGGGAAAGGAUUGGAAAACCUCCAAAAGGUGUUACCUUUGCCAGCGGCCAGGGCAUUUUGCCAGAGCCUGCCCUCAAAGAAAGGCUUGGCAAGGAAUGGUGGGAACCGCAGGGGUGAGGAGGAGGUGGUACAGGACCAGGAACAGCGAAACGGGAACGCGUGGCUGCCAAUCAAGGGGCACAACCCCCAAGCCAGCCACCAGUAACAGUGCCCCACCCGGACCCCCAAGGCGGCAAUAGCCAUCGAAGUGGUGCUAGAACUCCCGAACGGGCACCCAGUCAAGGUGAAAGGCAUGCUGGAUUCAGGCAGCUCAUGUAAUUUCUUCAGCAAGGACUUUGCAUUAGAGCACCAGCUCCACUUACUGCCUUUGGAUUUUCCCUUGCAAGUGACCACCAUUGAUGGCAGGGAGCUUCUAGGAGGGGAAGUGACACACCAAACCCCGCCAAUGAGAAUGAGGGUGUCCAGGCACUCGGAAACCAUCGCCUUUCACGUCGCCUCGCUAGCAGGACCCCCAAUAAUAUUAGGGAUGAGCUGGCUAGCACAACAUGAUCCAGUGGUGGCGUGGCAUCAGAGGACAGUCACCUUUGGAUCAGCUUACUGCCUGGAACACUGUCUAGGGGGGGAAGCCCCAAGAAUGACCGUGGCCAGGGUGGCUGGGAUGGCGGUGGAGCGGAAAGGGGAGGUGCCGCCACAAUACGCAGAUCUGCGGGAGGUCUUCAGCGAAAAGGAGGCAGAUAGACUGCCACCCCAUAGGCCCUUUGACUGCCAGAUCAACUUGCUUCCGGGGCUCAGCUGCCAGUGGGUAAGCUGUACGCCAUGUCAGACAGGGAGAUGAAGGAGUUGCGAGAAUUUAUCGACAAGAACCUGAAAAGAGGCUUCAUAAGAGAAUCAAAGGCAGUAGGGGGCAGUCCGGUGUUCUUUGUGGACAAAAAGGACACAAAUAAACCCAGGCUCGUAGUGGACUAUAGAGCUGUCAAUUUGGUGUCAGAACCCGUGACCUUCCCAAUGCCCAGGAUUGACGACAUUUUAACGCGAGUGAGGAAAGGCAAAAUUUUUACCAAGCUGGACCUCAGGGCGCAUACAAUUUGAUCAGGAUGAGGGAGGGGGACGAAUGGAAGACCACAAUGUUCACACCCCUAGGUGCCUUUGAGUACUUAGUUAUGCCUUUUGGAUUACAGUCAGGCUCCGCCUGUUUUCAAGCUUUCAUGCACCACGUGUUGGGGUCUCUGCUGUACAAGAACUGCGUAGCCUUCUUGGACGACGUCUUAAUUUAUUCGGACAAUGAGGAACAACAUGUUAGAGACGUCAGGGAAGUGUUACAACGACUGCAGAAGCACCAGUUGUGGGUCAAGCUGGAAAAAUGUCAGUUUCACGCCAGAGAAGUCGAGUUUCUGGGGUACAAGUUGUCUGACAAAGGCUUAGCGAUGGACCCAAGCAAGGUGCAGGCAGUGCUGGAGUGGAAGGCUCCCAAGACACGGAAGGACGUACAGAGGUUCCUAGGGUUCAGCAACUUCUACAGGAAGUUCAUCAAGAACUUCGCCCACUUGACAGCGCCAAUCACGGAUUGUCUCAGUAGCAAAAAGAAGUUUGUGUGGACAGAAGAGGCCCAGCAAUCCUUCGAAAAACUGAAGAAGGCGUUCGCAUCGGAAGAGCAACUCCUGCACGUAGAUCUGGAGAAACCCCUGAGGCUAGAGACCGACGCGUCCGACAGAGCCGUGGGGGCGGUCCUUUGCAGCCAGGGAAGGGAAAGCAGGAAUGGAAACCGUGUGCCUUUUUCUCCAGAAAACUGAGCAAGUCGGAGCAAAACUAUACAGUGUAUGACCGCGAACUGCUGGCAAUCUACGCGGCCUUUCGUCGUUGGCGUCAUCUACUGAUAGGGCGCAACAACAGAUCCAGGUUUGCACAGAUCACAAGAACUUGGAGUACUGGAGAACCGCACGAGUACUCAACCAGAGACAGAUUCGAUGGGCACAGGAGUUCUCCAAGUUUUUCUUUGAAAUCCGCUACGUGCCCGGAGAAGAAAACGUAAGAGCAGACGCACUCUCGCGUAAACCGGAGUACCUGGAAGGAGAGGGGCCGCCGGAGAAACGACACGUGAUCCCCGAGGACCGAUGGGUGUGUGGGGGAACUUUGGUGGGGAAACGAGAACUAGCCGGGCUGACCAGAAACGACGUGUUCGCGCAAACUAAAAUCCGGGAACUACGAGACGGAAGAGGGACCCAAGAAGGGUUUGAGGAGAAGGAAGGGGUACUGUACUAUAGGGGAGCGCUGUACGUACCGGGGGAGACCCUGAGGGAAGGUACUCAAACAACUCCACGACAACCCCACAGCAGGGCACUUUGGACAGCACAAAACCAUGAUGCUUGUGACCAGGCAGUUCUGGUGGCCCAGGGUGAGGGAGGAUGUACGGGAAUAUGUACGGGGGUGCGACCGCUGCCAAAGGGCAAGCGGGCUGCCCCCACAGGAUUGCUGGAACCCUUACCCACGCCGGGGAAACCCUGGGAGGUGGUAUCCAUUGAUUUUAUGACAGAUUUGCCCAAGUCCCGGGGAAAGACAGCAGUCAUGGUAGUGGUCGACCUACUGACAAAAAUGUGCCACUUUAUAGCUUGCUCACAUGCUGUAACGGCAGAGGAAACAGCCCGGUUGUUUGUGGAGCACAUAUUCCGGCUGCAUGGCGCCCCCUUGAGGGUUAUCUCCGACCGCGGAAAACAAUUUACUUCCCGGUUCUGGAGGAAACUCAUGAGCUUACUGCAGGUGGAGGUGGGUUUCUCGACGGCGAGACACCCAGAGACCAACGGGCAAGCAGAAAGAGCGAACAGUAUACUCCAGCAAUACCUACGCUGCUAUGUCAGCGAGAGGCAGAACGAUUGGGUAGAAAAACUAGCGCUGGCUGAAUUCGCGUACAACAACGCGGAACACGUGUCCACGGGAAUGAGCCCAUUCAUGGCCAACCAUGGGUGUCAUCCCAGGGCCUUCCCGGGAGUGGGGAGGAAAGCUGGAGCGUACCCGCCGCAGAGCAGUUUGUGGAAGAAAUGGAGGCCCUACACCAGCAACUUAAGAUGAACUUGGAGCGGGCCAAGGAAACUUACAAGAGGCAGGCAGACAAGCACCGCAGGGAAGGGGAGACCAUACGGGUGGGGGACCGGGUGUGGUUGUCCACCCAAGGGCUACCUUUCAAAGGGGGGUGCAAGAAGUUGCAGCCCAGACGGCUGGGACCUUUUGAGGUAACACAGCAAGUUAAUCCCGUGGCAUUUAAGCUCAGGUUGCCUGAUAGCAUGAAAAUACACCCGGUUUUCCAUAGGUCCCUGCUUUCACCGCAUAGGGAAGGGCGGGAAUUCCAGGGGCAAGAGGGAGAAGUCACCACACACCCGCAGGUAGAAGAAAGGGAACACCACCACAGGGCCACGGAAAUACUGGACUCAAGGUGGCAAGGGCGCCGGGUGGAGUAUUUGGUAGCGUGGGAAGGGGAACCCAGGUCCGAAAACACGUGGGUCCCCACGGAAGCCGUCGAGGACAGGUAUCUGGUGGAGGUAUUCCACCACCGGUUCCCGGACAAACCCAAACCCCUGGAGAGAUUCUGGGAGGAGCAAUUUGGAACCACAGAUGAGGAAGAGGUUUUGAGGGAUUUUCUGACUCCGAGGAGGGAGGAGAGGUUUCGGAGGAAGAAGCAUCAGACGGGAAGACCACCCCGUUGGUAGGUGGAAGAGCGAUUGGGAAGCGGGUUUCGAACCCACGGAAGAUGGUGACAGUUCCUUCCGGGGUUUCCCCGCCUCCUUGGCCGACGAAGGGGACGAGUUGGUCCCACAGGUCGGCCCAGGGGUGGAGGGGAUUCUGGGGGGGAGGUGGAUGUCAGGGAACUGACAUCAGAGCGAGAGGCGAAGGGGAGGCUCCUGGAUGAUGCUGGAGAAGGACCCAGCAGCAGGGGGAGAGGCGACUCAGUGGAGGGGAAGCAUUUAAGCGCAACACCAGGAACAAAAGUGAGCAGAUGGGAAAAUCGGAGAGAGGGCUCACGGACUCUUCACUGGAACUCAGUGAGGAGGGGACAGGUCCCCCGCUACCCACGCCCACCCUGCGCAGAAGGCUCCCGCGCAGUGAGAGGCGGAGGCGAUUGGGUGUCAAACAACUCUUAUGUUGGAAGAGAUUCAAGAAACGCCCACUGACGGAUUCUGCUAGUGACUGAGACAGUCAUGAUCAGAAGGGGCUGUGCAGUCAGAAAGGUUUAACAAGGCAAAUCAGCCUAGAGAGGCACCAGUUUACGCACGAGUAACUCAUACUCAUUACAGGUUGGAAGUAAACUGCAAUGAACACAAGUCAGACACCUAGGAAGAUAACUCAGUUGGUAGAACAUGAGCCGCUUAAUCCCAAAGUCACAUGGGUUUGAGCCCCGCAUUGGGCAAAAGAUCCCUGCAUUGUAGGGGGUGAGACUACAUGACUCUCAUGGUCCCUUAAUUCUACAGUUCCAUGAUUCUAUACUUAUUGUAAACAUGCAUAGGGUUGCAAUGUCGAGUACAGAGCCAGCCACUGGGUUAGAUCCAGAUAACCAGCAGGUGGAACUCUGCUCAUGGGGUGCUGUUCAGGGGGAAAGGGGAGGUAGGUUUUUGUUAUGUUUUUUGCCAAUUCCCUCUGUGUCCCUAAAAACCUCCUGUAGCAAGUCAGCGGAUCCUCUGGAACAAGAUGGGAGGUGGAAUUAGAAGCCGAAGGGGGAAGCAGUGAACAUCAUCUCUCCCCCUUUCUUCCUCUAGCAGGAACCUCCAUUGGAUCUGAGUGCCUUCCUUGAACAGAAGAGCAAAUAUGAAUCCAAUUCUUCUUCCUGUCUCUUUGUUAUUAAGACCAACAGUCUCUAUGGGUUCUCCAAAAGCAUGGAUAAAUUGGAUAUUUUAUGUUGUCACAGUUUUAAAAAAAUUAAAUACUUGCACUGAAGAAAUACAUGGGGGCGGGGCAGUGCCUUUCCAGAAGUUAACUCCCAGUAUUUUAAAGACUAGUUAGUCCAAUAAAAGGCAUGGCCCGGUCUUUCCUUGCUCUGUAGCUUCCAUUCCAUAGGGACCAGCCCAGUGCUGAGAUGCUGAUCUACUUUCAUCAUAGUGAUAAAUGGCCAGUUCUGCAGCUGACAUCAAUUAGCUGCUAAAACUUGCUGGGAGCCUGGUUUAAAGUAAGUAUAAUUUAUAUACCUGCAAGAUGAAUUUGAGGCACCACCUAGAAAAGUUAAAGAUACUGUUGAACGCCAACCCAAUUUCCAAGCGGUGCUGGGAAGUUUCUGCCUCUGCGCACGGGUCUGGGAAUGUUCUGAUCAGUUCCCAUUGAGUUCAUGAAACAGUGUACCUUGACCUGUUCUUAAUGCAUUGUUGACCACAUCUACGGAACGCGAUGGUUAUGUUCUUUCAAGUCAUGCAAUAUCAAUCAUUAAGUAAUUGUUUAUUAUCAAUCACUAGUUAAUAGUUUAAUAAAGAGAUUUUACGCCUGUCCAAUUCUGUGUUCCCUUUCCCACCCUUUAAUCUAUUGAUGAUUAAUAUCUAUAUUCAACCCUUGCAUUGUAUUCAUGUUAACCAAUCAGCAACAAGCACAUAUGUGGAAAUGCUGUAAUAUUCAAUAAAAGGGACUCUCUGAGACAUGCUCGAGAGAUGCCUCCCAUAUGACAC
Molecule: messenger RNA, 17879 nt
Organism: Podarcis lilfordi (Lilford's wall lizard)
Lineage: Eukaryota; Metazoa; Chordata; Lepidosauria; Squamata; Lacertidae
Source: the annotation of a GenBank genome assembly